Cyphellophora attinorum is the source of this 1743-nucleotide messenger RNA. RefSeq names its product Alpha-glucosidase. The transcript has a single exon. Gene Ontology annotation, molecular function: alpha-amylase activity. Lineage: Eukaryota; Fungi; Ascomycota; Eurotiomycetes; Chaetothyriales; Cyphellophoraceae. Bases 1 to 1743 code for a protein of 580 amino acids. The record is from RefSeq and is a predicted model, not a curated record. Gene Ontology annotation, biological process: oligosaccharide catabolic process.
AUGUCUGCACCGACUCCAAACUGGUGGAAGACUGGCACAGCAUAUCAAGUAUGGCCAGCUUCGUACAAGGACAGCAACGGCGACGGCAUUGGUGAUAUUCAAGGUCUCAUUAGUACCCUGCCGUACCUGAAGAAGCUAGGCAUCGACAUAGUAUGGCUAUCACCAAUGUACAAAUCACCUCAGAAGGAUUUCGGCUACGACAUCUCAGACUAUCAGGACGUUGAUCCGCAAUUUGGCACGCUGGCUGAUCUUGACGAGCUCAUCAAGAAAUGCCACGAUAUGGGCAUGAAGCUCCUACUCGAUCUGGUCAUUAACCACACCUCCGACCAGCACAAGUGGUUUCUGGAGAGCAAAAAGGACAAGACCAACGAGAAGGCGGACUGGUAUAUCUGGCGAGAUGCCAAGAUGGUUGACGGCAAACGACAUCCUCCAAACAACUGGAGGUCAAUAUUCGGCGGCAGUGCGUGGGAGUGGGUCGAAGAAAGGGGCCAGUACUACCUACAUCUGUUUGUUCCCGAGCAGCCAGAUCUCAACUGGGAGCUCGAUGAGGUGCGGCAAGCUAUCUACAGGGAGGCCAUUUCUUUCUGGCUGGACCGAGGCGUGGAUGGCUUCCGGGUCGAUACCUGCAAUCUCUACUCGAAAAACACCAGUUAUCCAGAUGCACCGAUAGUGUUGAUGGGCGAGGAGUACCAGCCUGCUGAGGCUCACUUCGUGAAUGGUCCACGCAUGCAUGAGUGGCUAAAAGAGCAACGAGAACAGGUUCUCGACAAGUAUGGCGACGUGGCUAUGGUUGGUGAGCUACCUGGGACGGACGCUGCCGAGGUCCUGAAAUAUGUGGCUGCUGAGGUCCGUGAGCUCAGCUGCGUAUUCGACUUCGAUGUCGUGAGUCUCGGAGGGCGGCAUGGAGCUGGUGUGAAGAAGCACCAGGUUCAUAAGCACGAUCUGCCAUCUUUCAAGCAAGCCAUCGGUAAGCAACAAGAUUUGACGCGUGGGACGACAGCCUGGAGCACAGCCUUUUUGGAGAACCAUGACCAGGCGCGAAGUCUGAACCGUUUCGCUACUGCUGAUCCCAAGUAUCGCGAGAAAGCGGCGAAGAUGCUUGCCACUCUGCUGGGCUGCUUGACAGGGACACUCUUCAUCUAUCAGGGCCAAGAAAUCGGGAUGGUGAACAUGCCGGACUCUUGGGGCAUCGAGGAGAUCAAGGAUCCGGACUCCCUAAACGCCUACCACGAUGUCAUGCACCGCCACGAUGGCGAGCCGCUCUGGCUGGAAAAGGCCAUGGCGGGUAUCCGAAGGGUCGCCCGAGACAAUGCCCGUACACCGGUACACUGGGACAGUUCGAAACACGGCGGCUUUACUACCGGCGAGCCUUGGAUGAGAGUACACGACCUCUACCCUGAGAUCAACGUUGCCGAUCAGGAAAAGAAUCCAAGCAGUCCUCUCAACUACUGGCGCAAGAUGAUCGAGAUACGACAAAAAUAUGCUGAACUGGCUGUUUUCGGCGAUUUCGAGACGUGGGACUUCUUGGAGCCAGAUUCAUUCACCUUCACCAAGGAAAAUAAGUCAAAUGGCUACGAGAAGAAGAAGCUGUUGACGUUCCUGAGCUUUUCAGAUGAGGUUCAGCCGCUGCACUUCCCACCGGAUUGCAAAGGCAAGGAGAUGGAACUGUUGAUCUCAAACGUCGAUGAGCCUGGCAAGCACUUGACGCCUUGGGAGGCCAGAGUAUAUCUCGUCUCGCUGUAA